AUGCGCCGAAAGAAAAGGAACACUCGACGAAGAGACGACCAAAAGGACGCGGUAGGAGGAAGUUUUUCUUUUACGCGCCGGGGCCUGCGCGGUGGGUUUUGGUUUCUUCUCUCUCUCCUUUUUGCGACGAGUGCUUUUGCUCUUGUUCCCUCGUCCUCACCAACGGCGAAAGAAAAAAACGAGGAGACGUCCUCGCCAUUCACCAUUCUCCGCGCUGAGAAGUGGCCAAACGGCGGUCUAAGAAUCUUUUACUCCUCUCCGGAAAAAGAACAGAGCGACGAGGGAGAGAACGCUGCUGGUAAGAAUACCGCAGUGGAACUCUCCUUCCAAAAGGAAAAAGAAGAGGAGGAGAAAAAGAUUAUCUUGGAAAGCACCAAAGUUAUCGCGACGAAACCAUCUUCUUCUCCUCUUCCUUCCUUCUACUCGGGCACGACGACGAUUGUUUUAGCACCCAGCGAUGGAAUUUUAACUCAAAGUAUGGUUUCUGGUCUGGCACGAUUGAUCUGGUCGAAAGAUAUCCCGGAUUCAGAGAAGAUAGCCAUCUUCGCGUUGAGACUUACCCCCGAGUUGGUCGUCGACUACACGUCGAACAACAAAGUUCACGUUUUGCAGCGACUGAAAGAAUAUACUCUUCUCAAUCAUUCAUCGAUAUCACCGGAUGUUCCAUUUCGUUUGUUUUCGUUGAGAAGAGCACUCGAGUCGAUGCCGCCAGACGGUUUGAAAGUUCGUCUCCAUCACGACGUCAUCUUCGCGCUCGAUGAAGAUACGAUUGAAAAUAGAAUGUUCGUGGAGAACGCGAGAACACUCAUCAAAGCAGAAUCAUCAUCAGCUACUAUUUUCGUCAGUUCCUUGUUCAUCAAUGGAGACAAUAAAGUAGAGGAAGAUAAUUUUGCUCAGUGGUUUGGAAAAUUUGUAAAAAAAAGACGCGAAGAGACGCACGUUGCCGCGUCGUGCGACGUUUCAGACGAACAACUCGAUCACCAUCUGUUCGAGAAGAAGAAUACUGAAUUGAAAAUAUCCCCCGCCGUUCCUGAUGUUGAUCGUAAAAAUGACGUGAUAUCGAUGAGUUUCAAAAAGAGAAACAAACACUGUCGCAUAGAAGACGUGUUGAGCGGCCCUUAUCCAUACUUUGAUACCAUAACGCUUAAGAUGGAUUUCACGCAACGUAACGAAUUUGAAGGGAAAAGAAGCUUUAGAAAAGGAACUUACGAUGAAAGAAUAGCUGCGAAAAAGAAGUUUCCGCUAACCGUUCAAUUUGAAAAUGCAAAGCACGGUGAAGUUUACGAGGAGCGAAAAGCUUUCGCAAAAUUUCACGGUACCUCCACCUUUCGUGAUUGUGAGCGAAGAAAAUCGAUGAAGAUCAAUCUCGACGGUGGGAAAACAAUGAAAUUGGGCUCAGCCGCUGAAAGCGAUCAGUUUCUGUUAAUUUCGCUCUGUUACGACGAUAGAUACGUAAAGUCGUGGUUGAUGUACUCUCUCUUGCGCCAUCUUGGGCUCUUCGAGGAUCUCGAGUUUCGAUAUGUUCGUCUAUUCGUGGAAACAAACGACGUGAGAGAGAGCGAAGGCUUGUAUCUUUUAGUCGAAAAUCCAGUCGUAAAAAGAGAAGACGUCAAAGCUCGAAUUAGUGCAGUCGUGCGGAGACGUUUAGAUCCCGUUCGACAAACUCGGCCGGGACUCGGCGCGCCAGAUGUAAAGUAUCCAAAACAUUCAGACUUUGAUCGCGCUAUAAAAAGAAAUGAAUACGACGAGAUUGCUCGAGUCGCCAAGACGUGCGAUGAUAUGAACUGCUAUGCUUUAUUGAGAAAGUGCAUGAAUAUCGACGCGUACAUCACAUGGAUUGCUUUUAACUCUCUCGUAAAAAUGGGCGACUACGUGGAUGAAAUUUACUUCUAUUCUUCUAACGAAAAUCAACAGACUCCGUAUUGGGGACUACAUAGCUGGGAUCCGGACGAUGCGUUUCAGAAAUGUCAUCAUGGCGGUAAGGAUGCGUAUAUCGAUCGAUUUCAGAUGCUCUAUUGUCUCGAAGGAAAUAUGGAUGUCGUAUUUUUGCGAUCGAAAGAUAUGUAUUCUCGUUUCGUGCAAACGCUUGAGGAGCUCUUAGAAAAACGUUUGAAUGAUCAAGUCAUCCUCUUUUUCGCUGAAGAACAGAAGAAAGAGUUGAACGACGUUCUCAACAUCAAUAACAAUAGCAAGAACGACGAUGUAGCGAUUGGCAUGUUAGAAUUGAGACAGAUGGCAAAGAUACCGGAUAACAUGGCAGCUUUCAGAGAAAUGUCAAGUUCGCUGCUAUAUUAUAUCGAGCAGAUUCGUUUGAGCAGACGGGAGCUAUUCCGCGUCAUAGGUGCAUUUCAUUCUUUUAACGAUACGAGUGAAGUUGGUUGGAAACCUGUGCGCCUCAGCGCACCAGCGAAAUGUUCGAACCAAAACUUGUCUUCUUUGAAACUACGAGUGUCUGAAAGAAAGUACGAUCAAGACGCGAGACAAGAAAUCGUGUUCGAGUUUGAGAACGUAUCCUCUGUAUCAGGUGUUCUUCAAAUUGAAAUUCUGCUCGAUAUGAACGUGGUAUACAAGUUUAACGAGACGUAUUCGGAAAAGUAUCUACCAGUCCCAGUUGAGAAAGAAACGAGAGCUCUUUGUUGGACAAACGCAACGCUUCCAGGCGAUACGAUUAACAUGAACGCGACGGAUGGUGGUUUCUUGACAACUACAACACUUCCAAAGAAGAGUUGCAUCGCUGGAGAAGCCAUAAAUGUAACCGCUAAGUUUACGAACGAAGCCGUCACCUUUACGAUGAAAGAAACACGAACCGAUACUACUCCUCGUGAUAAAAUUUUUCUAUCGCUUUACCACGGAUUCUGGCACCCAUUUUCACAGGCGUUUGCGGCUGUACAAUACGCUCGAAUCUUAACGUGCUAG
Bathycoccus prasinos is the source of this 2916-nucleotide messenger RNA. RefSeq lists its product with no specific name. Bases 1 to 2916 code for a protein of 971 amino acids. The transcript has a single exon. The record is from RefSeq and is a predicted model, not a curated record. Lineage: Eukaryota; Viridiplantae; Chlorophyta; Mamiellophyceae; Mamiellales; Bathycoccaceae.